AUGAGGCUCUCGGUUGACUUCCUCUUCCUCCUCUUCCUCCUCAUCUCCCCAAUCGCCGCGAUCGGCACAUCAUGCUUCAAAGUCGUCUCCGCGCUGGUCGGCCGACCAACCCAUCUCUUCAACAAGUUCCAGAGUGAAAUCUGCGACGCCGGAUGCCAGCCAACUGUCCCUCAUUGGGAUCUCUGGACGCGCAAUAACACCUUCGUACCCGCCGUGCGCAGUCUGAUGCGCCGCAUGAAUGUCCCCCACAAGGAAGAAGCGCUACUGAAGAUGGGCGACGACGUAGCGCUUACUAUCAAAGACCGCUGCGGACCGAUGCUCGGGGGCGGAAUCCACAUUUGCUCCGAUGCUGAGACUCUGGCUGGUUUCGGAAAUUGCUUCAAGCGCAACUUUCUGAAGGCUUCGAUCAAGCACCUCCCGACUUUGAUCCCAAUGGCUUCGGAGGACUCGUGCAAGGAACAGCUUCGGUUCUUGGAAGGUGAUGAGCUAUGGGAGGAUACAAUUCCUCAAAAUAUGAGGGAUUAUGCUAAGGUGUGUGAUUCACUGGGGCCGUUCGACCACGACGAGCUUUGA
Molecule: messenger RNA, 573 nt
Organism: Penicillium brevicompactum
Lineage: Eukaryota; Fungi; Ascomycota; Eurotiomycetes; Eurotiales; Aspergillaceae
Exons: 1
Coding region: 1-573 (190 amino acids)
Source: RefSeq, a predicted model, not a curated record